Molecule: messenger RNA, 1464 nt
Organism: Pyrenophora tritici-repentis Pt-1C-BFP
Lineage: Eukaryota; Fungi; Ascomycota; Dothideomycetes; Pleosporales; Pleosporaceae
Product: transferase family protein
Biological process (GO): secondary metabolite biosynthetic process
Molecular function (GO): acyltransferase activity, transferring groups other than amino-acyl groups
Source: RefSeq, a predicted model, not a curated record
AUGAAAGUUGACAUUGUCAAAGUACAUGAGGUCUGGCCUCGGAGCCACCAGAAUCUAUCGCCACAGUCUGCGAACCUGCCCGUCGUGGACGCUUGGUAUGCCUACCAUCGUACUGUUCCUACAAUAUACCUUUUCAAACAAACAAAUGAGCAGCGAGAACUCGUUGCGCAAAUCAUCGAAAGCCUUUCCCGAACACUUGAUGUCUUUCCGCGCUUUGUUGGGGUCUUGGAGGGCACCACACACCCAGAUCCAAAAGAUCAGAAACAACAAGUUCAGAGAACGAUCGUGAAAUGGGGAACUUCUAGCGACAGAGCUGUAGAAUUCACCGAGGCCCGCACCAAGGCGCGCAUCCAGAGCCUGCUUCCACCUGCCACCCUAAACAAAUCGUCAUUCAUGUGGGACUAUUCCCCUAUAUCUCUCCGCGCACUGUUUCCCACGCCCUGCUCUCAGCCUCCCGGAAUUCGCAUCCAGACUACGACGUUCGCAUGCGGCGGCUUCAGUCUCGGCAUCGACUUUGAGCACGGCUUGGCUGACGGUUAUACUGCGGGAAGGUUUCUGGAGCACUGGUCGUUGAUCCAUGGACAGCUGUUUCAUAGCGGAAAUGGAGUGCUCAAGAACCCACCGUCAUGGCAGCCAGACAUCUUCAACGACCAACUUGCUGAUAUCGAUCUGCACGAACAAGGACCAUCGCUUCUUGAACGAGCUCGCACACUUCCUACACGAGGCCCAUAUCGCCGUACUCUACAUUCGAAUGGCUCCGACAUCGUAUCGAACUUUGGACCGAAGAAGAUGUACAACUAUCUAUUACACAUACCUGCCAAAGAAGUAGGACACAAGCUGGCAGAGCUACAGUCAAAAAGCUCAAUGCGCUUGACUGACCAAGCAGCGCUGAUCGGUUUCUUCUGGGCAUGUCUCAAUCGAGCUCGUGGUUAUUCAAAAUGUCUGCCCAUUGAUCUUCACUUAGCCACCAGCUUGCGUUGGCUUCUAGGAGUCCGCGAUGGGCUACUAGGAUCGCCGUUCGUAGUAGUCAUGAUUUCCCCCGAUGCAGAUAGCGCCCCCACAAAUUCCACUGAUCCAAUCAACCUGGCUGUUAGAGUUACCAACACCCUAAACCAGUAUGACGACACCGCAAUCCACGCAAUUGCCUAUGACGCGUCCUUCACCGAUAGUCCUUCACGUACCCUUAUGCCAAAAAGGGGUGAUGAACAUAUGGAGUUCAGCUCCGUGGCGCACUUGGGAUACGACAAGUUCAGUCUGGGAUCUCUUCGCCCCUCCUUUUACUUUCCGUCGUCAUCCAUACCGAAUCUUUUUGUCUUGACAGAGGCUGUGCCAAGCGGUGGAGUAUCCGGCAAUACCUGGUACAGGAAUGGGCUGAAUUUGUUUUUCAACGUAACGGAAGACGUGUUUGAAUCAUUUGCCUCCGAUCCAGCGUUGGCGCAAUGCGAAGUGUAUCAGGAUUUGUGA